Molecule: messenger RNA, 555 nt
Organism: Ostreococcus tauri
Lineage: Eukaryota; Viridiplantae; Chlorophyta; Mamiellophyceae; Mamiellales; Bathycoccaceae
Product: unnamed product
Exons: 1
Coding region: 1-555 (184 amino acids)
Biological process (GO): regulation of signal transduction
Molecular function (GO): protein phosphatase inhibitor activity
Source: RefSeq, a predicted model, not a curated record
AUGGGACGCGACGCGCGACCGACGCGUGGGGUGGCGUGGGAUGAAGAUAAUCUGGCGAAGAAUUUCGCCGAGCGGAGCGCGACGAUGACGAUCGAUGAGAUCGAAACCCCGUGGCACUCGCCGCCGAGGGAGUUGUUUCACGAUUUAGUGCUCGACGACGACCGAGAAGUAGGGCGCGAGCGCUCGGGGGGGGCGGCGGAGGCGUUGGCGGAGCGCGAGCGGACGCAUCGAGAGGUUUUGGCCAAGUUGGACGCGUUGGUGCGACGAGACGUGCGAGAGCGCGCGGGGGUGGAGAGGGACGAUGGGAACGUCGAGAUGGAGGCGGAUGGACGAUCGACGAUGCGUGGGGAAGCGCGUUCGGGAUCGGCGGUUCCGGCGUCGCCGGAACGAGGGUCGAAUAAGCGCGCGCCGGUGCGGUUUCACGAUCCGGACGUAAACGAGGAAGAUUUAGAGGACGACGAGGAGGUGACGAAGAAACGUUUGUUCGAGGCGAAGCGUAAGGCGUUUCAGUGCAAGGGGCGCGCGACGAAGCGGUUCGAGGAGGGCGCCGAGUGA